Messenger RNA from Moneuplotes crassus, 3000 nucleotides. Lineage: Eukaryota; Ciliophora; Spirotrichea; Euplotida; Euplotidae. The record is from the annotation of a GenBank genome assembly.
UAAAAAUGUCAGGAGUCAUGAAAGGAUUGACUGUCUUCAUUGGAGACAUCAGGAAUUGUCAGAAUAAGGAGCAGGAAGAGAAGUGAGUAGAGAAGGAACUUGCUAAGAUCAGGAAGAAAUUCACGAAUAAGGGACUUAGUGGCUAUGAAAAAUAAAAAGCAUGUCUGGAAACUGAUCUAUACCUAUAUCUUAGGCUAUGAAGUCGACUUUGGGCAUCUAGAAGCCCUGAAUUUGAUCAAUGCGUCUAAGUAUUCUGAGAAAUGCACUGGGUAUAUCGCUACAGGGAUAAUGCUCAAUGAAAUGAACGCAGAUCCUGAACUCCUGGAGAUGGUUAUUAAUUCUAUUAAGACAGAUUUGACAUGUGGGAACGAAGUUUAUGAAUCCCUAGCACUCUCUACUAUUGCUAAUAUUGGUGCUACAGAGUUCGCAAGAUCUCUUGGAUCUUCAGUACAGAGAUUAGCAUUUUGUGAGGAUUACAAGCCAAGUUAUUUCAUCCAGAAAAAGGCAUGCCUCUGCUUGUACUCCUUCUUCAAGAAAAAUAAGGAAAUAUUUAACAGAGAAGUAUGGGCAAGUGCAUUUGAUAAUGAGCUAUUGACACAGAAGAACUAUGGAGUUCUCCUCUCUGCAUGUGGAUUGAUUCAUGGAGUACUGGUCACUAUGGGAACAGAAGGAUUUGAAGGAUGUGUGACUAAGCUAAUCUACAUUCUUUCCCGGAUCCAUGAUUAUGCAACUGAUUAUCUAUACUACAGGACUCCUUCUCCAUGGCUUCAAAUCAAGGCACUGAAAAUACUCAGAUUGUUCCCGCCACCAGAAGACGAAGAGGCAUUGAAUGCCAUCAACGAGGUACUUAUCAGCCUUGUGACAGGAACUGAAGUAGGAACAAAUGUAAAUAAGAACAAUGCAGACCACGCCAUUCUUUUUGAGGCUAUCAGAUUGGUCAUUCACUACAAAGACAAAGCAAAUGAGAUUGUGAGGAAAGAUAUCCUUGCUCUUCUUGGAAGAUUUAUUAAUGUUCGAGAAGCUAAUAUUCGGUACUUAGCCCUUGAGACUAUGGCUAGACUCAGCCAUAAUGAAGUGAUUAGCAGUUAUCUCAUGAAAGAGCACAUGAAUACUAUUAUUUAUAGCUUGAGAGACCCAGAUUUGUCCAUUAGAAGGAGAUCAUUAGAUCUUAUUUUUGCCCUCUGCGAUCAAGACAGUGCAACUAAUGUAGUUAAUGAAUUGCUUGUGUAUUUGAAUGAGAAUGAUUACACUCUGAAAGAAGAGCUGGUCUUGAAAAUCGCUAUUUUGGCUGAGAAAUUUGCUCUAAACUUGAAUUGGUACGUCGAUGUUAUUGUGAAGCUUAUCACCACAGAGUCAGCUGGUGAUUAUGUAUCUGAUGAGAUCAGAUUCAGAGUGUACCAGAUUUUGACUGGAUUUGGAGAGGUUGAUCCUAAUUAUGAACUCCAGAAAUAUGCUGCUCUCCAAAUUUUCUUGGCUCUCCAAGUUGAUUUUGUUCAUGAGACGAUGAUCAAAUUAGGAGCAAGUGUAUUGCCAGAGUUCGGGCACCAUAUUGCAGAUGCUCCUGGUAAAAGCCAUACAGAUCAAUUUGAAGUCUUGGAUAAGCAUUUCACCACUUCUAAUAUCUCGACAAAGGGGAUGAUCCUGACAGCUCUAAUGAAGUUUGCCUUACAAGAUAGCUCUCUGAUUCAGCAUGCAACAACUAUCUUCACAAGAUAUUCGAGGAGUUGGAAUGAAGACAUCCAGCAAAGAGCUAUUGAGUAUCUUAGAAUGCUCAAGUUCUUAGAGAAGGAUGAAAGCUAUAGAGAAUUCAUUCUUGAGUCUUUUGAACCAUUACCAACCUAUCCAGACCAUAUGCAGAACAACUCUGUGCUGAUCAAGAGAAUGAGUCAGAUCAAGAAAAAGAAGAACUUGGCUGCAACUGGAAAGGAUGAUACUGAGAAAGACAUUGCCACUGAAGCAACAGAAGAAUAUAAAGCUCAAGUAUCAUCAGCACUUUCUAGAGGAAAGUCUAAAGAAGCUUCAAGCACUUCAGGUUCAGAUAUCUUCUCUGGAGACACUGGCUCAAAGACUGAGGGCGGAGCUUUUGAUGACAUCCUUGGCCUUGGGGAUUCUUCAGGAAGUGAUGUGUUGGGCCAUCCAUUUGCUAAAGCUAACCCUGGAGAUUUCAGCUCGAGUCAAACUGUUGAUAUCAAUUCUGAAGCUGAAGAACUCUCUAUGAAUGGAGAUCAGGAUUCUAAAUGGAAAAAUUUGAUUCCAAUCAGCUGUACAGAUGGGACUAUUUUUGAGGAUGAUAAUAUCAAGGUAAACAUGAGGUUCAAUAUCUCCAAAUACGUAACAAGAGUCUUAGUAGAUGUCCAAGCAAUGCUGAAAGUUCCAGAUGGAAUGAAAGCAAUGAUAUCUGAUACGAAAUAUCCAACGAAUGACACUGAUAAUCCAAAGGCGAUGAUGACCGUCCUCCACACAGGAAGUAUUAAGGAGGAUAUUAAGAUGGCUAUCAAGUACGAAUCAGGCUUUGGUGACCCAGUCAAGCAAGUUUUCAGAGUCCCCGUUUUAGUCAAUAAGUUCAUCGAUAAGGUAGAUAUGGAGCAAGAUAGAUUCGAUCAUCUUUGGAAUGAUAUUUCUACUAAUAGACCAGACUCCUUUGAAAAGGUAGAUUUAGUGAUGUCAAACCCAGCAAGAGGAUCAGGAGCAAGCCAGAUGGAUGUCCUUAAAAAGCUGGCUAAACUUCUUUCUAUGUGCAUGAAUUUGAAGGUUCUCCCACCAACAGAUAAGAGUAACUUCAGCAAGAUUUGUGCUGUUGGGCAAGUCCAUGUUGCAGAUGAAGAUGCUGAUUUCCCAAAGAAUGCUGAUGAUAUCAACAAUGGUUCGACUGUUCCUCUCAUGGUUGAAUGUGAGUUCUAUACUGACAUCAAUGAGGAUGAGUUCAGAUGCUCAAUCAGGUCCAAUGAUAAGGUUAGAGUGACAGCAAGCUUCGCACAGCUAUUUAAGUUAUUUGUAUAA